Messenger RNA from Leucoraja erinaceus (little skate), 3893 nucleotides. Its product is annotated as extracellular calcium-sensing receptor-like. Gene Ontology annotation, molecular function: G protein-coupled receptor activity. Gene Ontology annotation, biological process: G protein-coupled receptor signaling pathway. The record is from RefSeq and is a predicted model, not a curated record. The transcript has 5 exons. The coding region runs from base 28 to 2349 and encodes 773 amino acids. Gene Ontology annotation, cellular component: membrane. Lineage: Eukaryota; Metazoa; Chordata; Chondrichthyes; Rajiformes; Rajidae.
UUCACGCAGUUUCAGUUCGCUCAGACCAUGAUUUUCACCAUCGAGGAGAUCAACAGGAAGCAGAUUCUGCUGCCCAACAUCACCCUGGGUUACCAGAUCCACGAUGGCUGCGGUGAUCCGGCCAUGUCCACCAAAGUGACCACUUUGCUGAUCAGCGGGCAGGAAGCGACGCUGGCUGAUCCCAAGUGCAAGACCACCACCAACAUCCCGACCAUCGUCACGGACGCGGAGUCCAUGCAGUCGGUAGCUGUGGCGAGAGUCAUCACCCCUUUCAAUGUCACCAUGUUUAGUUACUCCGCCGCAUAUGACUAUCUCAACAACAUGUAUGAGUUCCCAACGUUCUUCCGAACCAUUCCCAAUGACUACCACCAGGUCGAUGGUUUAGCUCAGCUUGUCCAGUAUUUUGGAUGGAAUUGGAUCGGGACCAUCAGGAGCAACACCACGUACGGAGCCCUGGCAAUGGACGAGAUCAUCAAGAGUAUGAAGAGCUUCGGUAUCUGCAUCGCCUUCUCGGAGGCGGUCCAUAAAACUGACUCCAAAGCCAAGCUCCUGGAUCUCAUCAACACCAUCAAGCGGGCCACCACGAGGAUCGUCGUUGCCUUUGUCGCCCAGGCCGACAUGGCAGUACUGCUCAAAGAGAUUGUCCGGCAGAAUGUGACGGGGAUCCAGUGGGUCGGCAGCGAGUCCUGGGUCACAAUGCCCAACCUCUCCCCCAAAGAAGCAGCCAGAUUCCUGGCCGGGACGGUGGGCUUUGCCGUUCCCAGGGCAACGCUGCCAGGAUUGAAGGAAUUCCUUCUCGAUGUCCAUCCCUCAAAAUAUCCAGGGAAUGAUUUUGUGUCCGAAUUUUGGGAAACUACAUUUGAGUGUUCAUUUGAGAAGCCAGUGAACUUCAGUCAAGAGAACGGAGGGACUCGGGGAAAAAUAUGUUCUGGUGCAGAAAGGUUGGAAAAUAUACAUAAUCAGUACACGGAUGUGUCGCAGUUGAGGAUAGCUUACAACGUCUACAAGGCAGUGUAUGCCAUAGCACAUUCACUCAACAGCAUGCUAAUAAAAACCAAUUUCACCUACUCACAACUCGACCUUUGGGAGCUACUUCAUCAUAUGUAUGCAAUAAACUUCACAGCUGAGAAUGGGGAGUACAUAUAUUUCGACGAAAACCUGGAUACAGUCCCGUUGUACGAACUGGUAAACUGGCAGACAAAUUCUGAAGGAGUGGGUCACAUUGUUACAAUUGGAAACUAUGAUGGACUUCUAGAAUUUGAGAAUAGACUGCACAUAAGCAAAGAGGAUAUUAUUUGGAUUGAUGGAAAGAAAGAGGUUCCACGUGGAGUUUGCUCUGACAGCUGCCUUCCCGGCACAUGGAAAACUGUCAAAAAGGAAAUGGCACUGUGCUGUUUCAUCUGCAUCCCAUGUGCUGAUGGGGAGAUCAGCAAUGUGACAGAUUCAGUGUCUUGCCUGAAGUGUUCUCCAGAGUUCUGGUCCAAUGAGCUGAAAACCCAGUGCGUGCCUAAGAAAGUCGAAUUCCUUUCCUUUGAUGAUGAGAUGGGAAGUUCGCUUGUGACCCUGGCAGUAAUCGGAGCCUUCUUAACCAUAGCAACGGCUGUCGUUUUUUACAAACACAAAAGCACGCCUCUUGUCAAAGCCAAUAACUCGGAGCUGAGCUUCCUUCUUCUCUUUGCAUUGACCCUAUGCUUUCUCUGUUCCCUCACCUUUAUCGAUCGCCCUUCCACCUGGUCCUGUAUGUUACGCCACACGGUUUUCAGUAUCUCGUUCGUCCUUUGCCUCUCUUGUAUUCUGGGCAAAACCGUCGUGGUGUUGAUGGCCUUCAAAUCCAGACUCCCCAACCGCAAGAAGAUUAAAUGGUUUAGCCCCAUGCACCAACGGCUGAAUGUCUUUAGUCUUACCUCUGUCCAAACCAUCAUCUGCAUCAUUUGGCUCACCUCCUCACCUCCGUUCCCUGUCAACAGCACAAAGUACUACAAGGCUAUCAUCAUACUGGAGUGUAAUGUUGGCUCCAUGGUCUACUUCUGCUGCGUGUUCAGCUACAUUGGUGCCCUUGCAUUUCUCUGUUGUGCCCUUGCAUUUUUAGCUAGGAAACUGCCCAGCAACUUUAAUGAAGCCACCUUCAUAACCUUCAGCAUGCUGAUAUUCUGUGCCGUGUGGAUCACCUUCAUCCCCGCGUAUGUCAGUUCCCCAGGGAAGUACUCAGUGGCCGUGGAGGUGUUUGCAAUCUUGGCGUCCAGCUUUGGUCUGCUCUUCUGCAUUUUUGCUCCCAAGUGCUACAUCAUCUUGCUCCAGCCGGAAAAAAACACCAGAAAAUAUUUAAUGCAGAGAGGGAUAAAACAAUGAGCAGCCGACGGGAUUGGAGUCGGCAACCGUUUGUGGCGACCCUCUCCAUUGCUUUGAACCAGUUAAACCUGUGGCGACAAUAUCUGUCUCAGUGCAACAUUCAGCAAAGAUCUGGGAAACAUUCAUCAGGUCAGGCAGCAUCUGUGGAGAGAGAAACCAAAAAAGGACACAAAGUGCUGGAAUAAGCCAGCAAGUCAGGCUGCAUCUCAUAAGUGGGAGAAAUAAAUAUGAGUAAACCGCGUUAGUAUUUCAGGUUUCAGACCCUUUGAGAGAAGUAAUCUAAAAGGUUAAUCUCCUGCUAAACAUUUCCCUGUCCACAGAUGCUGAGUAUUUUAAACAUCCAGUUGCCUUAUUUUGAUUAAGUGUCAAAUUAAGAUAAUUUUUUAAAAAUAAUAUACAUCAGUGAAGAAACACAAGAUUCCACAUAAAGUUUUGAGAAAAGAUGCAGUCUCAUUCUACAAUUACAUUACCCAUGUAUUUCCAACACUGCAGUUUAUACACUCCAAUUGAAACUGAGUGUUACACUUUUCAAGCAGCUUUAUAUUUUUCCUGAUGGCAGGAGUGAAAUGAGUGUGUGGCCAGGGUGGUGUGGGUCUCUGAUGAUGUUGGCUGCUGUUAAAGUUAGUAAUACAUUUGUGAAAUGCUCCAUGGCUCUAGCUGCUUUAUCCCUGUUAAAAUAUUUGUUGUUGUGGAUGUUGAGAUCUUGUAAAUAAAGUGGUUGUGAUUAAAGUUUUAUGCUCAUCUUUUAACUUAUUCUAGUUUAGUUUAUUGUCACAUGGACCGAGGUACAGUGACAUUUUUGUUGUUGUGUGCUAUCCAGUCAGCGGAAAGACUAUACAUGAUUACAAUCGAGCUGUCCACAGUGCACAGGUACAUAAUAAAGGAAAUAAUGUUUAGUGCAAGAUAAAGUCUAGUAAAAUCCGAAUAGUCCAAGGAUCUUUAAUGAGGUAGAUAGUAGGUCACGACUUCUCUCUAGUUGUUGGUAGGAUGGUUCAGUUGCCUGAUAACAGCUGGGAAGAAACUGUCUCUGAAUCUGGAAGUAUUCAUUUUCAUGCUAUCUCUUGCCUGAUGGGAGAGGGGAGAAGAGGGAAAGACCGGGGUGAGACCGGUCCUUGAAUAUGAUGGUGACCUUGCCCAGACUGCAUGAAGUGUAAAUAGAGCUAAAUAGCCAUCAGCAAACUGGAGGUAGAGAAUAUCCCGCUUUCCUUACACAGUAAAAUUCAUUGGCUGUAAAUCUGGUUGACAAUAACAUAAAUUGUCAAUCAUCGUAACAGCCUUUGAAUUAAGACACUUGCAAAGUCAAUUCAAGAGUCAUGGAGCCAUAGAGUAUGGAAACAGGCCCUUAAGACCAACCAUCUAUGUUAGUCCAUAUUUCACCAAUAACAUUCUAAAUCUUUCCUAUCCAUGUACAUGUCCAUUUAGGUUUAGGUUUAUUGUUGUCGUGUGUACCGAGGUACAGUGAAAAGCAUUGUUUUGCAUGCUAUCCAAAUAAAUCAGGUAAUACUCCACAUAAAUGCAAUCGUAGUUUUUUCAUUCGGAUUGGA